Molecule: messenger RNA, 2535 nt
Organism: Cladophialophora yegresii CBS 114405
Lineage: Eukaryota; Fungi; Ascomycota; Eurotiomycetes; Chaetothyriales; Herpotrichiellaceae
Exons: 1
Coding region: 1-2535 (844 amino acids)
Source: RefSeq, a predicted model, not a curated record
AUGGAGGAUGGUCGUAGGCCAUUUGACUCGGUCAGGGUUGGCCUGGCCAGUGCUGAGACCGGGCAGGAGAGGUUCACACGAGACGGUGUCUAUGCCCCUCCACCGUUAUCUAUAUGGCGGUGCAAUUUGACUGCCCUAUCUCAGCGCUUCAACCUCUAUUUCGCUGCCACAACAGACACCAUUGCCGUCUACAGACCAGACUUUCCAUUCCAGAAAUUAUACCGACUGCCCGCUCUGGUGAUUCCUCCUGCCCUGGCAAAUCCGACCGCACGGGGUUAUAUCGACCCACGGGUGCCUCAUGCGGUCAACCACCUGAUUGUGGGAGACCUUGGAAAGGAGGAAAUCCUCCUCAUCGCCACCGACUCCGGGAACGUAACCGCAUACUAUACCAAGAUGAUUGACGACGCCAUUCGCAAGGACCCAUACCGCUUUAGCACCGAUGGCCGGAGCGACUACAUCGGACUCAGACCAUUCUUCACUCACUGGGUGGAUGAAUCGGCAUGGGGACUCUCAAUUCACACUAAUGCGCGAAUGAUUGCAGUGUCGGCCAAUACGCCUUAUCAUACCGCCAGCGACGACCCCUGCGCCAAGGUUACCGUCUUCGCUUUCGCCUUGACCGAGGAUAGCCAUGGCAAUAGGACAGAGGAUGAGCCAGAGGAUGAAGGUCAAGCCUACCACGACGAGCGCGACUGGGAAGAAUGGGUCGCAAUGGGAGUGGCUGCGACCACUCCGGCACGGAAGCGAAAUUACAAAAUCACUCUGGCCGGAGUUGAGGGUCAUGAUCACAACAUCCCAUGCAUCUCAUUUGUCAAUACAGACGACGACCUCGAGGGCAACUGGCUUUUGAGUACUGAUAUAGGUGGAAACCUGAAAAUCUGGCAAAUUUGGCAAGGAAUCUGUCAGAAGUCCUGGGAUUUCGCCGACACCACGGCGGACCCCGACUUCCUCAGACCGCGUCAACGACGUCAUUCACGCGAAAGAAGCUGGUUUGUUGCUGCUCUGGACCCGCGGUCAUUUCGGUCAGCAGAGACUAUGGAACAGUUUUGCGGACAUAGCCACACAGCCCGAUACCAUGGUCACAAUAACCUUGAGAGCUACGAUCUCACAGCCGUGGUCCGAAUCCGAGCACGGGGCAACAGCCAUGCACAUCCGCUGAUGCAGGAGAGUACAGAAGAUGAGACUGACUUGGACGACAACGUCGAGACGCCUGACUCUUGGUCGGACCUCGACGAGGCAGCUGUGGCCGUAGAUCGAGGCCAAUAUGACCUGGAUCUGGCCACAGACCACGACCAAGCUACCGGACAGGGGCCACCCGCUACUGGAGGUGGCACGGGUGAUAGCUUGGGGCAAGUUUCGGACCCCGGGAUGACGAACUCCGGCUCGACAUCGCCGGAGCCAAGUAUGGGCUCUGAGCACGCCGUGAGCGCAGAUGCUCUUUUGGUCGAAGGCAUUAUCCUCGAGGGGGACGAUGACUUUAUUCCUCACGAAACCGACGAGGAAGGAUACCAUUCCGGCUCAGAGCAGCAGACAGAGGAUGAGGAUUCGUCUUCGGCGGGCCAUCCAAGCACCACCUCUCUGUCGAGCCUGGCAAAUCCACACAGUCCGGAGAUCGACGUGGAUGUCCUAUCUGCAUCUGACAUGGACUCUCCACUAAUGGCGCGGCACCAUCAUGAGAAAGAAAAUCAACUUCCUGGAUAUACCAUCAAUGACUCGAGUGUCGUCAGGGCCCGCGGUACGGCCAGCGCACCCAACAUACCCACCCUUCACUGCAGCGCAUCAAACCUGAGACUCCUGAUGACUCCCCAAGCUGACUCCCCUCAUGUCUUCUGUGCCAAUAUCCUCAAACAAGUAUUGCCGCCUCGUUUAAAUGGCUUCCAUCCCUCGCAUCUAGACAGGCUGAAUAUGAUGCUGCAGAUCCCGGAGUUGGGUAUCGUUGUCGUCGCAACCCAGAUAGGUCGAUGCGCAGUCUGCUCGUUGACACGAUUGACAACUACGGGAACACUAGGCCUGCGAGUAGACUGGAUCCUACCUACAAAGAAACAGCAACUCAAGGGAAUUCGACCUUUCAGCCCACUGCUUGGUAUAGCGGCAUCCCCAGUACAAGGGCACUUCAAGAGCGAUAAAUCCGCAGCCAGGGAAACGUCGGAGGGGGCGGACAGUUGGGGUAACGACCGCAUCGUCGAUGGCGUCCCUACCACCUUUGACCCCGGUGUACUGGUAGUAGCGGAACAGGUUGGCGGAGGCGAGCAUGCGAAUGCAAGUCAGGAUCAGAAUAGCAACAGGCACAACAUGAAGAGGAAGCACGGCUCUUCUUCCCUUUCCAGGAUGCAGCAUCAUACGACCAAGACCGAGUUGAGAAAGUGGGAGAUCCCCACUGGAGCGGAGCCAUGGCAAGCCAUGGACAGCAGUCGCAGAUAUAGGCUGAUGCUCACAUAUGAUGACAUGACCGUCCUGACUUACGAGCUGUCGCGAGGCGUCGAGGGUGACGAGGUUGCUCGAGACGAGCCCGUAUCCACGCUGGAGCUUCUCGACUGA